This is a messenger RNA of Styela clava, 1884 nucleotides long. RefSeq lists its product as uncharacterized. Lineage: Eukaryota; Metazoa; Chordata; Ascidiacea; Stolidobranchia; Styelidae. The record is from RefSeq and is a predicted model, not a curated record.
AUGGCAAAGAAUAUUGAAAGGGGUUGGGUGCGUAAGCUAACUUCAGAUGAAAAGGCGUUUCGCGGUCCUCGAACUUGGUUUCUGCCUCAUCAUGGCGUUGAAAAUCCCAACAAGCCAAAUAAACUAAGAAUUGUUUUUGACGCGGCAUCUACUUGCUGCGGCGUCAGUCUGAACAGUCGAUUGAUGUCCGGGCGCGAUUUGAUCAAUAAUCUAGUCGGGGUGCUUUUACGUUUUCGGGAAAGACCAAUCGCUAUAAGCGCCGAUAUAGAAGCCAUGUUUCAUAUGAUUCGAUUGCCGGAAGAUGAUACGGAUUCUGCACGUUUUCUCUGGUCGGAAGACCUUUUUUCAACCAAACGGCCAGAUGUGUAUAAAUUCUUAGUUCGUAUUUUUGGAGCUGUGGAUUCACCUUAUGUCGCAAACUUUUGUUUGAAGAGAGCUGCGUACGAUAGUAGAAACAAGUUUCCUAGAGACGUAAUAUUAACUACCGAUAGAGACUUUUAUGUCGAUGAUUUACUUACUUCGAAAUGGAAUGUUGAUUCCGCGGUAUCGACAGCUAAAGAUAUGAUUAAGAUGUUACACGAUAAAGGAUUCAACUUGACCAAGUGGGUUUCGAAUUCUAAAUCGGUUUUACGUGAAAUAUCCAGUGGACGUGUCGUCACUAAUGUUGACUUAGAUCUGGACAGAUUACCUGUUAGAAAAGCUCUGGGCUUGCAUUGGGACAUCGAGAAGGAUUGCUUUAUAUUCGACCACCAGAAAUUUACUGAAUUUACCACGAAAAGAAAGGCCCUUAGUGUAACCAGUUCAAUAUUCGAUCCAUUAGGAUUUGUAGCACCAAUCAUUUUGUAUGCCAAAUUAUUACUGCGGGAAUGUUGGCGUGACAACUUAGCUUGGGACGAAGUAUUUGAUAAUAAGAGAUUGAAGUGUUGGGAAAAUUGGAUAAAUUCGCUGAAAUGUUUAAAGAGUUUUUCGAUUCCACGUCAAUUUAAAGGUGUUAAAUGUGAAAGUUCCUCGUAUGAAAUUCAUAUAUUCUGUGAUGCAUCAGAAGUGGCAUAUGGCGCGGUAGCAUACAUAAUAUCGAAGCAUUCCCGGGAGAAUUUUCAGUGUAGUCUUAUCGCGGCUAAAGCAAGAGUCGCACCUAUGAAAGGUAUGACCGUGCCUCGUUUAGAAUUGCAAGGUGCUCUCUUGGCCGUGCGAUUGUUAAAUUUUCUCCGAAAAGAACUAUCCCUUCCACUAGGCGACGUACAUAUGUGGUCCGACUCGACUUGUGUAUUGAGAUAUUUAAAAAAUAAAACUCGAAGAUUUAAAACAUUUGUAGCCAAUCGCGUUCGCGAAAUACUCGAUCACACUCGGCCACACCAAUGGAAGUACGUCGACUCCGCACAGAAUCCCGCUGAUUACUGCACUAGGGGAAUGACGGUUUCCAAAUUUCUAGAAAAUUCUGAUCGAUGGCUACAUGGACCAGAGUUUUUGCUCAUGCCCGAAAGUGAUUGGCCAAGCCAGAUAGCGUUACGUGCAGUUGACGACCACGACCAAGAGAUUAAAUAUCAAACAUGCAUACUAGCAGAUUGUUUUAUAACUACGGAUAACAGCGAUGGAGUACUUGAUUCGGAAAUCGAAAAGGUCGUCGAUGUCGAACGUUUUGAUUCGUGGUUUUCCUUAUGCAAACGAACUGCCGUGGUUUUGUUGGCAGCUCGGUAUUUUAAGAAUCUUUCUGUGAAAUGUCCGACGUAUAGCCCGCUGCCAGCUCAACUUGUGACUCCUAAACAGUUGGAACUCGCGGGCCGGUAUUGGAUAGUUUCUGCUCAAAACAAGCAUUUCCGCGUGGAGCGCAAAUGCAUAACUAACGAGAAGAUUUAUCAUCAAAAUCAACGUUACUUAAUCUGA